AUGGAAAAUGACACUAGUUAUAUGAACCUACUGUUUAGUCAAUCUCAGACUCCAGUGGACCUUGAUUCACCUGAAACUUUUUGGUUCGGUAGCCAAGGUCCUAGUGAGUCAGUUGUCGAGCCUGUUGUCGAGUCUGCUGUCGAGUCUGGUGUCAGGAGGAAGUGGUCUCCGAAGGAGGAUAAGAUCCUUAUUGGUGCUUGGCUUAACACCAGUAAGGAUCUCGUCGUCAGCAAUGAGCAGAAAGCUGGUGCUUUCUGGAAGCGGAUUGUAGAUUACUACAACGCAAGCCCGCAGCUGGUUGGGACAGUACCGAGAGAGGUUACCUCUUGCAAGCAGAGGUGGGGUAGGAUCAACACUGACGUAUCCAAGUUCGCUGGAUGCUUUGACGCGGCUCUGAGGGAGCAGAGAAGUGGCCAAAAUGAUGAUGAUGUGAUGAAAGCUGCCUUAGACAUCUUCUUCAGUAAUAACGAGUACAAGUUCUCCAUGGAUCACUGCUGGAGGGAGCUUAGGCAUGACCAGAAAUGGUGA
This is a messenger RNA of Brassica napus (rape), 528 nucleotides long. RefSeq names its product glutathione S-transferase T3-like. The record is from RefSeq and is a predicted model, not a curated record. The transcript has a single exon. The coding region runs from base 1 to 528 and encodes 175 amino acids. Lineage: Eukaryota; Viridiplantae; Streptophyta; Magnoliopsida; Brassicales; Brassicaceae.